UGCUUUAACUGCAAGGUGACCAAGACCCCUCUUUGGAGAAGAACUCCUGAUCGCAAGCACUCUCUUUGUAAUGCCUGUGGUCUUUAUUACAAGCAAUAUAAUCACCAUCGUCCUCUUCAUGUUCGAAACAAGACUCAUACCGUUCAAAUGAAUCAAGAAUGUGCCAACUGUCAUCAGACUCAAACCCCCUUAUGGCGCAAGAAUGAGCGUGGCGAGCCUGUCUGUAAUGCCUGUGGUCUCUAUGCCAAGCUUCAUCAUCGUGACAGACCUGCAGAAAUGCGCAAGACAACGAUUCAAAGACGUCGUCGU
Rhizopus microsporus ATCC 52813 is the source of this 309-nucleotide messenger RNA. Its product is annotated as glucocorticoid receptor-like (DNA-binding domain). The transcript has 2 exons. Gene Ontology annotation, molecular function: zinc ion binding; DNA-binding transcription factor activity, RNA polymerase II-specific; RNA polymerase II cis-regulatory region sequence-specific DNA binding. Gene Ontology annotation, biological process: positive regulation of transcription by RNA polymerase II; cell fate commitment; negative regulation of transcription by RNA polymerase II. The record is from RefSeq and is a predicted model, not a curated record. The annotation marks the transcript as partial. Lineage: Eukaryota; Fungi; Mucoromycota; Mucoromycetes; Mucorales; Rhizopodaceae.